Prorocentrum cordatum is the source of this 384-nucleotide messenger RNA. Lineage: Eukaryota; Dinophyceae; Prorocentrales; Prorocentraceae. The record is from the annotation of a GenBank genome assembly.
AUGUCGCGUUGCCCUCUGCAGUGCUUGCUUGAGCAGGUCUUGUCCUCCAGCUUUGGGACCAUGAAGAUGAUGACGAGGAGGGGAACGAGGAAGGAGGUGAUCGAGGCGGAGGAGCCGCAUGCUCUGUUGGCCACUUGUAGUUGCGCGGGCUCUCCUGGGGCCUUCUUGGAUGGCAGCCUCCAGAAUGGCCGUGGUCAUGUAGCAGCAGCCCUUCUUUUCUGUUUCACUCAGUCUCUCUCUCUCUCUCUCUCACUAUUGAUCUGUGUCUCUUACGCGUUGUGCGCUCCUCGUUUGCCCUUGUCGAUGCUGUCCAUUGUACCAAAUGAGGGGAACAGCAGGAAGGAGGACCAGCGCCAGCGUGAACCCAGACAACCGACUCUCUGA